AUGGCGGCCGCCAACGCCGACGCCGCGAAGCUCUCCGUCUCCUUUCAGGCCUUCGCGGCGCUCCUCGAUUGCUGUGCGGCCGCCGGCGGGGACUGCGACGGGAUACUCCUCGGCCGUGCCGCCCUCCCCCCUUCCUUCUCCGACGAUGAUCCCGCCCCAACCCUACCCAUCUGGGUCGCCGGCCACUCCUCGCUCGCCCGACGCUCCGUCCUCUCCAACACACUCGACUGCUUCAAGCCCUACUCCCCCGCUCGCCCGGGCACGGCCACCGUCAGCUUCUUCUCCUCGCGCCGCAGCGCGUGGGCGAUGCGCCGCCCCUCCAUGCGCGAGGCCGCCGUCGCCCGCUCCCUAUCCAAAUCCCUGGCCCUCACCCACCCCGUCGUGUUUCUCCUCUUGGCCCCCUCUGUCGCCUCCGACCACUCCAUCCACUCGUUCGACCACCGCGCCUUCCUCCUCGUUGAUUCCCUCCUCGUCCCCACCUCCCUCACGAUCGUCAACUCGGGUCCUCGUUUCCUGGGCCAGUACCAGUGCCACACCUUCACGGCGGAGUCGACAAUGCCGUGGCCGCCGCGUCAGCCGACAAACAUCGGAGAGCAGAAGGCGAUGGAUGGGAUGAUGGAUGCGUUCCGGGAUGCUGGGGAUGUUGGACAGGUGGAGGAGAUGUAUUCCGGGAUGCUAAGGAGGUUGGAGAGGCUUGCUCGGGAGGCGGAGGGGGGCAAUAAGCGGCUGCUCCGUCAGGAAAAUAAGAACUUAUUGGCAUGGGGAAAAAUUGUUGGGCUGAAGACUUGGAAGUACGGGCCAAGAUCUUGUUCUCAGUAA
This is a messenger RNA of Triticum dicoccoides, 819 nucleotides long. RefSeq lists its product as uncharacterized. The transcript has 2 exons. The record is from RefSeq and is a predicted model, not a curated record. NCBI's taxonomy places the organism in Eukaryota, Viridiplantae, Streptophyta, Magnoliopsida, Poales, Poaceae. The coding region runs from base 1 to 819 and encodes 272 amino acids. Gene Ontology annotation, cellular component: nucleus. Gene Ontology annotation, molecular function: polyubiquitin modification-dependent protein binding.